Messenger RNA from Pelagomonas calceolata, 828 nucleotides. The record is from the annotation of a GenBank genome assembly. Lineage: Eukaryota; Pelagophyceae; Pelagomonadales; Pelagomonadaceae.
GCGGGCUCAUCAAACAGCGCCCGCUCUCGGCAGUGGCAAAAGGGCUCGCAACGCUCACAAACGGGCGAGUGAGCGCAGCCGGGCGCCGUCGAGGCCUCACGCAGACGGGCCCACGCGACCGAGGGCUGCCCGCGCGCGACGCGCCAGCGUUAGACCAUGCCGCGCGUGUUGCGAGGCAAGCCGGACAAGAACCCCAAGCUGCGCAUCCGGGAGUACGACGACACGGGCAACUUCGGCGGGAAGACGUCGCGGAGAAUCAACAAGUACGUCGACUUCAGCAAAGAGGCCGAGGAGGACCGUCGACUGGACAAACUCACCGCGCGACGGCUGCGAAGGGAAGCAAGGAACCGGCCUCCGAGACAACCGACGCCCGUCGAACCACCGGCACCAGCACCAGCACCCGCCACGUAUUCAGACGACGUCUUCCAGGCCCCCGUGAAGAAACUGAGCGAGGAGCAGAUGCGCGAUUAUGGCUUCGGCAUCCCCCAGUGGUCGCCCUACUACCGCUUCGAAGGGCAGAGUGUUCAAGUGGGAAGGGCCAUGUCCACGGACAUCGGCAACUUUCCCAAAACCCAAGCGCUCACGCCGGCGAUGCAGGUGCAGCAGGCCCGGAACAACAUCGCCGAGAUGAAGGGUCGCGCGGUGGUCGACCACCUCUGGGAGCCCAUGGGCCACCGGCCGGACUGCAUCGACGACCUGCGCUGGAUCGACGUGUCGCGCGAGCAGGCGAACAUGGAAUUGGCGCACGCCGCGAAGAUGGAGAAGCAGAUGGCCGAGGAGAAGGCGCGCAAGCUCGCCGCCGAGGCCGAGGCGGACGCCCAGGCCUAA